Nematostella vectensis (starlet sea anemone) is the source of this 9846-nucleotide messenger RNA. RefSeq lists its product as uncharacterized. NCBI's taxonomy places the organism in Eukaryota, Metazoa, Cnidaria, Anthozoa, Actiniaria, Edwardsiidae. The record is from RefSeq and is a predicted model, not a curated record. The coding region runs from base 470 to 9646 and encodes 3058 amino acids. The transcript has 5 exons.
UUAUACAGAAUAGUACAUGUACCAGGCCCCACUUAAUUCAUAAUAGGUAUUUAAUUAAGUUAUUCUUUAUGCAGAGGCAUUCGUGGACAUGCCUAGCAAUGAAUUUUUGCGUCAUUCUUCUUCUUCAUUCUUCAUCACAAUGCAGACCACCAUUUUGGAACGAAGCUUUCGCUCUCACCAGUAUUUAGAAAGACGGCAACCAUUAUCUUUUAGAGAUGUUUUCAGUUAUCUCAUAAGCACUCCAGCUGUUUUAUUCACGAGCCUUUGGCUUGUAUUACUGUACACAAUAAACAAAAAAGCUUUAACUGAAAGCAAAUUAGUGGGCUCCCUGUGUCUUUGGCGGGAAACCCCAUGAGCACGCGCGCGCUAUGUACUUGACACAGUAUAGGACUACAUGGAGAUGAUCAAAAUUUGCUCUGAAAAUAUCUACUCUGAAAAUAUCUACUCUAAAAUAUAAACGUGAAGUACGAUGAUAAAAGACUCGUCCGUUUUUUUCCAAAAGAAAAGACGCACAGAUACAACAAUAAAACUAGAAAGGUCCAGCCAGUCUGAUUCAAAUGUUGGCCACGUUAUUGAACAUUACCCCAGUCCCCUUUCGGCUGAAGAGCAGGAUGCACCUGCGAAGAGUAAAUGUUGUCAACCGGAAAAUGACGGUGGAGGUAGAGAGGAGGACAGCUUACAAGACAAAGAGGGAAUGAUCGAUAUCGGUAGAGAGGAGGACGGCUUACAAGACAAAGAGGGAAUGAUCGAUGGAGGUAGAGAGGAGGACGGCUUACAAGAAAAAGAGGGAAUGAUCGUGGAGGAUGAUUCCGACAAGAAAGAAGACUCUUUUACGGAAUUCGAUUCUCCAAAAAAAGAAAAAAGUGGAAAAAACAGGAAAGGUUUUUCGACAGACAGGAUUUUGCCAUGCAGAAAAAAGAAGUUUAACAGCAAGUCGCACAAAUGCUGCUAUGGACGCAUAAUACCUAAGUAUCUGAAGUGUGAGAUGUUCCUCCGAUGUGGCAAAAACUUUUACAACCUUCGAGACUAUCGAUACUGCGGUAACCACUACAUCUUCAACAGAAGAUUUCACAAGUGCUGUCACAAUCAAGUUAUCCCUAUCCUAGAACAAUGCCAGCAAAUGCAAGUGUGUGGGAUGAAACCUUAUGACAUGGAAAAGAAUGCGUGUUGUAACAAUAAACACAUUUACAACCCUGAUACCCACAGGUGCUGUUUUGGGAAGCUGAUAGCAGUAGACAAGCCAUGUGUGAUGAAGUAUCAUACAGUACCGCACGCGUUUUGUGGGCGAGAGAGCUAUGACCCGCUAAGAUAUAGAUGUUGCAAUCAUCAACACAUCUAUAAUCCCAAAACCAGCAAAUGCUGCUUUAUUCAUGUCAUUCCAUUAGAUGCAGCUUGUAUAAAACUCUUACAAUGCGGAAAAAAGUUUUACGACCCACUGAAAGAGAAAUGUGCGAAAAACAAGUACGUCUACAAUCCCAAGAUAUAUAAAUACUGCUACGGAAGAAUCAUCCCAGUAAAACAACACUGCAUCAAACUUCCCCGAUGUGGAAAAAGAUUCUACAACCCCAUAAAGUACAGAUGUGCACACAACAAGUACAUCUACAACCCCAAGACCCACAAGUACUGCUAUGGAAGAAUAAUCCCUAAAGGGAAACACUGCGUCAAGUUGCCGCGAUGUGGAAAGCGAUUCUACAACCCAAUGAAGUACAGAUGUGCACACAACAAGUACAUCUACAACCCCAAGACCCAUAAGUACUGCUAUGGAAGAAUUAUUCCAAUAAAAAAGCACUGUGUCAAGCUUCCACGAUGUGGAAAAAACUUCUAUAAUUCAAUGAAGUACAGAUGUGCACACAAUAAAUACAUCUACAAUCCUAAGACCCAGAAGUACUGCUAUGGUAGAAUCAUCCCUAAAAGAAAACACUGCGUCAAACUUUCAAGAUGUGGGAAGCAUUUCUACAAUCCCAAACAGUACAGAUGUGCAAAUAAUGAAUACAUCUACGACCCAAAAAAGUACAAAUUCUGCUACGGAAGAAUAAUCCCAGUUCAAGGACACUGUUUGAAACUUUCGCGAUGUGGGAAGCAGUUUUACAAUCCCAAAAAGUACAAAUGUGCACACAACAAAUACAUCUACGAUCCCAAAAUGUAUAAGAAUUGCUAUGGAAGAAUUAUCCCAGUGACAAACAAAUGCGUAAAACUUUCCAAAUGUGGGAAGCAUUUCUACGACCCACAAAGGUACAAAUGUGCACACAACAGAUACAUCUAUGACCCCAAAAUGUAUAAGAACUGCUAUGGAAGAAUUAUCCCAGUGACAAAGAAAUGCGUCAAACUUUCGAAAUGUGGGAAACAUUUCUACGACCCGCAAGAGUACAGAUGUGCACACAACAGAUACAUCUACGAUCCCAAAAUGUACAAGAAUUGCUAUGGACGAAUCAUCCCAGUGGCAAAGAAAUGCGUCAAACUUUUGAAAUGUGGGAAGCAUUUCUACGACCCGCAAGAGUACAGAUGUGCACACAACAAAUACAUCUACGAUCCCAAAAUGUAUAAGCACUGCUAUGGAAGAAUCAUCCCAGUGACAAAGAAAUGCGUCAAACUUUUGAAAUGUGGGAAGCAUUUCUACGACCCGCAAGAGUACAGAUGUGCACACAACAAAUACAUCUACGAUCCCAAAAUGUAUAAGCACUGCUAUGGAAGAAUUAUCCCAGUGACAAAGAAAUGCGUCAAACUUUCAAAAUGCGGGAAGCAUUUCUACGACCCGCAAGAGUACAGAUGUGCACACAACAAAUACAUCUACGAUCCCAAAAUGUAUAAGCACUGCUAUGGAAGAAUUAUCCCAGUGACAAAGAAAUGCGUCAAACUUUCAAAAUGCGGGAAGCAUUUCUACGACCCGCAAGAGUACAGAUGUGCACACAACAAAUACAUCUACGAUCCCAAAAUGUAUAAGCACUGCUAUGGAAGAAUUAUUCCAGUGACAAAGAAAUGCGUCAAACUUUCAAAAUGUGGGAAACAUUUCUACGACCCGCAAGAGUACAGAUGUGCACACAACAGAUACAUCUACGAUCCCAAAAUGUAUAAGUACUGCUACGGAAGAAUUAUCCCUAAAAGAAAACACUGCGUAAAACUACCGCGAUGUGGAAAGCGAUUCUACAACCCAAUGAAGUACAGAUGUGCACACAACAAGUACAUCUACAACCCCAAGACCCACAAGUACUGCUAUGGAAGAAUCAUCCCUAAAGGAAAACACUGCGUCAAGUUGCCGCGAUGUGGAAUGCGAUUCUUCAAUCCAACGAAGUACAGAUGUGCACACAACAAGUACAUCUACAACCCCAAGACCCACAAGUACUGCUAUGGAAGGAUCAUCCCUAAAGGCAAACACUGCGUGAAGUUGCCGCGAUGUGGAAAGCGAUUCUACAAUCCAAUGAAGUACAGAUGUGCACACAACAAGUACAUCUACAACCCCAAGACCCACAAGUACUGCUAUGGAAGAAUCAUCCCUAAAGGAAAACACUGCGUGAAGUUGCCGCGAUGUGGAAAGCGAUUCUACAACCCUAUAAAGUACAGAUGUGCACACAACAAGUACAUCUACAACCCCAAGACCCACAUGUACUGCUAUGGAAGAAUAAUCCCUAAACGAGAACAGUGCUUAAAGCUGCCGAGAUGUGGGAAGAAAUUCUACAACCCAAUAAAGUACAGAUGUGCACACAACAAGUACAUCUACAACCCCAAGACCCACAAGUACUGCUAUGGAAGAAUAAUCCCUAAAGAAAAACACUGCGUCAAGUUGCCGCGAUGUGGGAAGCGAUUCUACAAUCCAAUGAAAUACAGAUGUGCACACAACAAGUAUACUUACAACCCCAAGACCCACAAGUACUGCUAUGGAAGAAUAAUCCCUAAAGAAAAACACUGCGUCAAGUUGCCUAGAUGUGGGAAGAAAUUCUACAACCCAAUAAAGUACAGAUGUGCACACAACAAGUACAUCUACAACCCCAAGACCCACAAGUACUGCUAUGGAAGAAUAAUCCCUAAAGAAAAACACUGCGUCAAGUUGCCGCGAUGUGGAAAGCGAUUCUACAACCCAAUGAAGUACAGAUGUGCACACAACAAGUACAUCUACAACCCCAAGACCCACAAGUACUGCUAUGGAAGGAUCAUCCCUAAAGGCAAACACUGCGUCAAGCUGCCGCGAUGUGGAAAGCGAUUCUACAACCCAAUGAAGUACAGAUGUGCAUACAACAAGUACAUCUACAACCCCAAGACCCACAAGUACUGCUAUGGAAGAAUAAUCCCUAAACGAGAACAGUGCUUAAAGCUGCCGCGAUGUGGAAAGCGAUUCUACAACCCAAUAAAGUACAGAUGUGCACACAAUAAGUACAUCUACAACCCCAAGACCCACAAGUACUGCUAUGGAAGAAUCAUCCCUAAAGGAAAACACUGCGUGAAGUUGCCGCGAUGUGGAAAGCGAUUCUACAACCCAAUGAAGUACAGAUGUGCACACAACAAGUACAUCUACAACCCCAAGACCCAUAAGUACUGCUAUGGAAGGAUCAUCCCUAAAGGCAAACACUGCGUCAAGUUGCCGCGAUGUGGAAAGCGAUUCUACAAUCCAAUGAAAUACAGAUGUGCACACAACAAGUACAUCUACAACCCCAAGACCCACAAGUACUGCUAUGGAAGAAUCAUUCCGAAAAGAAAACACUGCGUCAAGUUGCCGCGAUGUGGAAAGCGGUUCUACAACCCAAUGAAGUACAGAUGUGCACACAACAAGUACAUCUACAACCCCAAGACCCAUAAGUACUGCUAUGGAAGAAUCAUCCCUAAAGGCAAACACUGCGUCAAGUUGCCUAGAUGUGGGAAGAAAUUCUACAACCCAAUAAAGUACAGAUGUGCACACAACAAGUACAUCUACAACCCCAAGACCCACAAGUACUGCUAUGGAAGAAUAAUCCCUAAAGAAAAACACUGCGUCAAGUUGCCGCGAUGUGGAAAGCGAUUCUACAACCCAAUGAAGUACAGAUGUGCACACAACAAGUACAUCUACAACCCCAAGACCCAUAAGUACUGCUAUGGAAGGAUCAUCCCUAAAGGCAAACAGUGCGUCAAGCUGCCGCGAUGUGGAAAGCGAUUCUACAACCCAAUGAAGUACAGAUGUGCAUACAACAAGUACAUCUACAACCCCAAGACCCACAAGUACUGCUAUGGAAGAAUAAUCCCUAAACGAGAACAGUGCUUAAAGCUGCCGCGAUGUGGAAAGCGAUUCUACAACCCAAUAAAGUACAGAUGUGCACACAAUAAGUACAUCUACAACCCCAAGACCCACAAGUACUGCUAUGGAAGAAUAAUCCCUAAAGGAAAACACUGCGUGAAGUUGCCGCGAUGUGGAAAGCGAUUCUACAACCCAAUGAAGUACAGAUGUGCACACAACAAGUACAUCUACAACCCCAAGACCCACAAGUACUGCUAUGGAAGAAUCAUCCAAAAAGGAAAACACUGCGUAAAGCUACUACGAUGUGGAAAGCGAUUCUACAACCCAAUGAAAUACAGAUGUGCACACAACAAGUACAUCUUCAACCCCAAGACCCACAAGUACUGCUAUGGAAGAAUCAUCCCUAAACGAGAACAGUGCUUAAAGCUGCCGAGAUGUGGGAAAAUAUUCUACAACCCAAUAAAGUACAGAUGUGCACGCAACAAGUACAUCUACAACCCCAAGACCCACAAAUACUGCUAUGGAAGAAUUAUUUCAAUAAGUGCGCAUUGUUCUCACGUUUCCCAUCUUCCUCAAGUUAAAGGCUGCCAAGCACUUAUUGAAAAGAAUCACUACGACCCUCGUAAGUUCAAGUGCUGCGGGAAUCGUUUGGUCUACAAUGUCAAGACCGAUAAAUGCUGCAACGGAAAAGUCAUCCCUAAAAACAAACAUUGCGUUGAGCUGCCGCGAUGUGGAAAGCGAUUCUACAAUCCAAUGAAGUACAGAUGUGCACACAACAAGUACAUCUACAACCCCAAGACCCACAAGUACUGCUAUGGAAGGAUCAUCCCUAAAGGGAAACACUGCGUCAAGUUGCCGCGAUGUGGGAAGCGAUUCUACAACCCAAUGAAGUACAGAUGUGCUCACAACAAGUACAUCUACAACCCCAAGACUCACAAGUACUGCUAUGGAAGAAUCAUCCAAAAAGGAAAACAUUGCGUAAAGCUACUACGAUGUGGAAUACGAUUCUACAACCCAAUGAAAUACAGAUGUGCACACAACAAGUACAUCUACAACCCCAAGACCCACAAGUACUGCUAUGGAAGAAUCAUCCCUAAAGGGAAACACUGCGUCAAGUUGCCGCGAUGUGGAAUGCGAUUCUACAACCCAAUAAAGUACAGAUGUGCACACAACAAGUACAUCUACAACCCCAAGACCCACAAGUACUGCUAUGGAAGAAUCAUCCCUAAAGGCAAACACUGCGUCAAGUUGCCGCGAUGUGGAAAGCUAUUCUACAACCCAAUGAAGUACAGAUGUGCACACAACAAGUACAUUUACAACCCCAAGACCCACAAGUACUGCUAUGGAAGAAUCAUCCCUAAAGGGAAACACUGCGUCAAGUUGCCGCGAUGUGGGAAGCGAUUCUACAACCCAAUGAAGUACAGAUGUGCAUACAACAAGUACAUCUACAACCCCAAGACCCAUAAGUACUGCUAUGGAAGGAUCAUCCCUAAAGGCAAACACUGCGUCAAGCUGCCGCGAUGUGGAAAGCGAUUCUACAACCCAAUGAAGUACAGAUGUGCUCACAACAAGUACAUCUACAACCCCAAGACCCACAAGUACUGCUAUGGAAGAAUCAUCCCUAAAGGCAAACACUGCGUCAAGUUGCCGCGAUGUGGAAAGCUAUUCUAUAACCCAAUGAAGUACAGAUGUGCACACAACAAGUACAUCUACAACCCCAAGACCCACAAGUACUGCUAUGGAAGAAUCAUCCCUAAAGGCAAACACUGCGUCAAGUUGCCGCGAUGUGGAAAGCUAUUCUAUAACCCAAUGAAGUGCAGAUGUGCACACAACAAGUACAUCUACAACCCCAAGACCCACAAGUACUGCUAUGGAAGAAUCAUCCCUAAAGGCAAACACUGCGUCAAGUUGCCGCGAUGUGGAAAGCUAUUCUAUAACCCAAUGAAGUACAGAUGUGUACACAACAAGUACAUCUACAACCCCAAGACCCACAAGUACUGCUAUGGAAGAAUCAUCCCUAAAGGGAAACACUGCGUGAAGUUGCCGCGAUGUGGAAAGCGAUUCUACAACCCAAUGAAGUACAGAUGUGCACACAAUAAGUACAUCUACAACCCCAAGACCCACAAGUACUGCUAUGGAAGAAUCAUCCCUAAAGGCAAACACUGCGUCAAGUUGCCGCGAUGUGGAAAGCUAUUCUAUAACCCAAUGAAGUACAGAUGUGCACACAACAAGUACAUCUACAACCCCAAGACCCAUAAGUACUGCUAUGGAAGAAUCAUCCCUAAAGGCAAACACUGCGUCAAGCUGCCGCGAUGUGGAAAGCUAUUCUAUAACCCAAUGAAGUACAGAUGUGCACACAACAAGUACAUCUACAACCCCAAGACCCAUAAGUACUGCUAUGGAAGAAUCAUCCCUAAAGGGAAACACUGCGUCAAGUUGCCGCGAUGUGGAAAGCGAUUCUACAACCCAAUAAAGUACAGAUGUGCACACAACAAGUACAUCUACAACCCCAAGACCCACAAGUACUGCUAUGGAAGGAUCAUCCCUAAAGGCAAACACUGCGUCAAGUUGCCGCGAUGUGGAAAGCUAUUCUAUAACCCAAUGAAGUACAGAUGUGCACACAACAAGUACAUCUACAACCCCAAGACUCACAAGUACUGCUAUGGAAGGAUCAUCCCUAAAGGCAAACACUGCGUCAAGUUGCCGCGAUGUGGAAAGCUAUUCUAUAACCCAAUGAAGUACAGAUGUGCACACAACAAGUACAUCUACAACCCCAAGACCCACAAGUACUGCUAUGGAAGAAUCAUCCCUAAAGGGAAACACUGCGUGAAGUUGCCGCGAUGUGGAAAGCGAUUCUACAACCCAAUGAAGUACAGAUGUGCACACAAUAAGUACAUCUACAACCCCAAGACUCACAAGUACUGCUAUGGAAGGAUCAUCCCUAAAGGCAAACACUGCGUCAAGUUGCCGCGAUGUGGAAAGCUAUUCUAUAACCCAAUGAAGUACAGAUGUGCACACAACAAGUACAUCUACAACCCCAAGACCCACAAGUACUGCUAUGGAAGAAUCAUCCCUAAAGGGAAACACUGCGUGAAGUUGCCGCGAUGUGGAAAGCGAUUCUACAACCCAAUGAAGUACAGAUGUGCACACAAUAAGUACAUCUACAACCCCAAGACCCACAAGUACUGCUAUGGAAGAAUCAUCCCUAAAGGCAAACACUGCGUCAAGUUGCCGCGAUGUGGAAAGCUAUUCUAUAACCCAAUGAAGUACAGAUGUGCACACAACAAGUACAUCUACAACCCCAAGACCCAUAAGUACUGCUAUGGAAGAAUCAUCCCUAAAGGCAAACACUGCGUCAAGCUGCCGCGAUGUGGAAAGCUAUUCUAUAACCCAAUGAAGUACAGAUGUGCACACAACAAGUACAUCUACAACCCCAAGACCCACAAGUACUGCUAUGGAAGGAUCAUCCCUAAAGGCAAACACUGCGUCAAGUUGCCGCGAUGUGGGGAGCGAUUCUACAACCCAAUAAAGUACAGAUGUGCACACAACAAGUACAUCUAUAACCCCAAGACCCACAAGUACUGCUAUGGAAGAAUCAUCCCUAAAGGGAAACAAUGCGUCAGGUUGCCGCGAUGUGGAAAGCUAUUCUAUAACCCAAUGAAGUACAGAUGUGCACACAAGUACAUCUAUAACCCCAAGACCCACAAGUACUGCUAUGGAAGAAUCAUCCCUAAAGGGAAACAAUGCGUCAGGUUGCCGCGAUGUGGAAAGCGAUUCUACAACCCAAUGAAGUACAGAUGUGCACACAACAAGUACAUCUACAACCCCAAGACCCACAAGUACUGCUAUGGAAGAAUCAUCCCUAAAGGCAAACACUGCGUCAAGUUGCCGCGAUGUGGAAAGCGAUUCUACAACCCAAUGAAGUACAGAUGUGCUCACAACAAGUACAUCUACAACCCCAAGACCCACAAGUACUGCUAUGGAAGAAUAAUCUCAAUAAGUGCGCAUUGUUCUCACGUUUCCCAUCUUCCUCAAGUUAAGGGCUGCCAAGCAAUUAUGGAAAAAAAUCACUACGACCCUCGUAAGUUCAAGUGCUGCGGGAACCGCUAUGUCUACAAUGUGAAGAUCCAAAAAUGCUGCUUCGGUCGUGUCGUGCCGUUGCGCACGGUGUGCGAGAAGGCAUUCACCUGUGGCCAUCGCUCAUACAAUCCCCGUACAUCUAGGUGCUGCGACGGCCGUAAAGUGUACGACUACCGACGUGAGAAAUGCUGCUGUAAUGGUGCCGUGGUGCCUAUCCAAGGCGCAUGCGUGAAGCUCGCUCGUUGCGGCGCUGCGUUCUAUGAUCCUAUCAAGUCGAGGUGUUGUGAUAAUCGCUGUGUUUAUAAUCCCAAAACCAACAAGUGCUGUAGAGGCCGUGUCGUCUCAUUAAAGAUAAGGUGUGGGUAGAUUCCUGGACUUGGUUAGAUAAAGGGCACACUCUCAACAACAGCACAAUAGAUAAUAUUGAUAAAGUGAUAAUGUUUCUAUUUUUUGUAGUUCUACUUGCACAGUUAGGCAUGUAAACAAAAAUUGAAAGUGAAAAUUGAAAGUUUUAAUGGUGCAUUUCUCGUAUCAUUACAAUGAUAAUAAAGCGAAUUUAAAAGUUA